Molecule: messenger RNA, 453 nt
Organism: Ostreobium quekettii
Lineage: Eukaryota; Viridiplantae; Chlorophyta; Ulvophyceae; Bryopsidales; Ostreobiaceae
Source: the annotation of a GenBank genome assembly
GGCGGAGCUCAUGCGACGUUCGUGGAGCCUGCCGGAUCGCACGCCAGAGGGGCGUACCUCAUCGGCCUGAAAGUGGACUGCUACUAUGAGGGACGGGUGUCCGUCGUGCUGGCCAGCCCGGACGCCAGCUCUCCCAAGCUCGAGCUCGAGAAGCUGCCCUGCACUCCCGUCCAGACCACCGGCAUACACACCCUGCUCGAGCAGCACUCCUACGAACGUCCAGAGCCCUACCACAGUGCCCAUGGGGCGGCGCAUUACCACGAGAGCCCCGUGCCGCACAGCCGUGGCUCUGGCGGCCACCACGAUGACGGGCACCAGCCCUACCGCCACCGCAGCCUGCUAAGCAACGACGCAGAUGAAGAGGACAAGGGGGAGGUGGAUCUGGAAGAGGCGUUUAGUCACUUGUUGCCUAAGCCCAACUUGGGAGUUGGUGCGGAGAUGGCCUCCGUUUGA